Molecule: messenger RNA, 1711 nt
Organism: Megalopta genalis
Lineage: Eukaryota; Metazoa; Arthropoda; Insecta; Hymenoptera; Halictidae
Source: RefSeq, a predicted model, not a curated record
CAAGCUGAGUUAUAUGAUAAACGUUACUGUUAUGGUAGAAAUUUUAUACAACGGAAUAAUACAUCAUUUGUACUUGAAAAACUAGCAAGCAAUCUCUUCUGCAUUUUGUAUGACAAUCUUCCACCAACAUACAGUGUUAUUAAUGACUUGAAUAUGAAAACUGAAAAAGAUUUACGAGUGGCAAUAAAUCCAGAUAGACUGAAAUGGAAAUGGGAAGACCAAGUACAUGUACCUGAAUAUAAUUCUUCUGAUGCUUACCAAGAUGGUGACAUCAUGUGGAUAAUACAAAAUGCAUAUAUCCAACCUUUUGAAAUUUUACAAUCUGGAUUUAUUGAUACAUGCACAUUCAAAAAGACUUUGAUGUACCUUCGUCAAUGGAAGGAUCGGUGUUUGCAAACUGAGUUAAUUAAUACAAACAGGUUUCUUUUCCCAAUGGCAUUUAAUAAUUUUACUGUUAUUGCUUCACCACAUUUAUUAAAUGAAACUUACAAUGAGAUGUCAGAACAGAUAUGUCCGAGGAAUGUGUGUCUAACAUUAAAUAAUUAUUAUUGUAAAUAUCUUUGGAAGGAAUGCAAUAAUACUGUUAGACCAGGGUCUUGUAUUAAUGGAUCAUGUUACAAUGUCGUUACGAGUGUGAAGUACUUGAUUAUUCAUAAUGGUUCAAUGGGACUUAACAGCAUUAAUGCAUAUUUCAUUAUAGCCAAUGUUUCUCAAAGUUUCUAUCAACAGUUUGAAGUAGUUUAUGAGUGGAGCGAUCUGGAUAAAGAAAAGAGUUUUACUCUUAGCGGUAAUCCCGGCUACAUGUUUGGAAAACCACUAGUCAUUGGUAGUUUAAGUAAGACUGGCGACAUUAAAUCUGUUAUUUUUAAUAAAACCGAUAGUUUCUUAACAUUGCCUAUAGCUAUGAGAAGUGGCCAAUGUAGUGAAAUAAACAGACACAUUGUCAACUUUGGAGAAGACAUUAAAUUACGAUGUUCUGUGUCUUUAAGUACUGAUAACUUCAACUCAUCAUCUUGUAUAGAAUUACAAAAUCGAACUAUGCAUUUUCUUCUGAAGAAUUCUAUGUUUAAUAUUACUGAUACAGAUCAAUAUAGUAUUUAUGUUUCAAAAACUGGCAAUAUUACUAACAAUAAUACAGCUGAUUGGGCACAAAUUUUACUUGAUAGAAUACCUCAAAAUAUUGUAGAGGGACAAAUAGUCAAUGACCGAUUGCAUUGUUCUGGAUUGAUAACUUCUAUACACUUACAUAUUUUGUUCUCUGCUUUGGCAAAUUCCAAGACAUUGACUAAUUAUAAUAUACAAGGAAUAGGUAUUUAUUUUUCUAACGAGUCUGAUAUAUCAUGGUCAACUUGUUGGCCAGAGAAUUGCACAAACAUAUUAAAAGUAGAUAUCAUUAGUUAUGUUACAUUCCACGAUGUGUCAAAACCAUCAAAAUAUUAUUUCGUAGGUGGUCCAAAUUUAGAUCUUACCUUGCCAUAUGAUUUUUUUUAUCCACUAUUAAAUAAUUCACAAUAUAUUGAAUCAAACAUAUAUUUAAUAAGUAGUGUAGUGUUCAUUAUACUUAUGCACAUUUCUAUUUAUUAAUUUCCUGUAAUCCUUACAUCAACAUUACAUUUAAUUAUUCAAAAUAUGUAUUGCACUAUAAAUCAAACAGCAAUGUACUAGAAAUAAUUUUACGUUUGUAUAUAAUAAAAUGAAAAGUUUAACCACA